CUUCAAUUUUUUUUCCCUUUCUUUUCUCACUUUUAUUCGUCGUCCAAACUAGGUUGUUACCGGCGACGAAAAAGGAUUGAGGCGUUAAGGCCAAAAGCACAAAGAAAUAAAAAACAAUCGAGAGAAAAUAAAGAAACAACGCGAGUACGAAAAAGAGAUAACUGUAUAUAUCUAUAGAAGCUGUUUUCGGAGUUGGAUCGCCAGAAGAAAUCAAGAAGGUAGCGUCUCGAUUCUCUCUCUCGUUCUCUCACCAGAUCUAGGGUUCGGAUUUGCUGGAUUCGCUGCUGAGGUUUGGUUUCAUUUCGCGUUCUGGAGCUCUUCUUGAUUCCUCUUCGCGGUCGAGCUGAUUCGAUAUCGAUAUCUCCUGGAAUGAGAUCGCGAGUGUGAGGGGAGUCUUGGAGUGGAGAUGGGGGAGAGCAGGCUGGGGACUGUCGGCGCGCUGAGCCUGUCGGUGGUGUCAUCGGUGUCGAUUGUGAUCUGCAACAAGGCGCUCAUCAGCACCCUCGGGUUCACAUUCGCUACUACUUUGACAAGCUGGCAUCUUUUGGUCACAUUUUGUUCCCUUCAUGUGGCACUGUGGAUGAAAUUAUUCGAACACAAACCUUUUGAUCCAAGGGCAGUAAUGGGCUUUGGAAUACUUAAUGGAAUCUCUAUUGGGUUAUUAAACUUAAGCCUUGGUUUCAACUCUGUCGGUUUCUAUCAGAUGACGAAGCUGGCAAUAAUUCCUUGCACUGUACUAUUGGAGACUCUUUUCUUCAGGAAGAGAUUCAGUCGGAGCAUCCAGCUUUCACUCCUUGUCCUUCUAUUUGGUGUUGGCAUUGCUACUGUGACAGACCUACAACUCAAUAUGCUGGGAUCUGUCUUAUCUCUACUUGCAAUUUUUACAACAUGCAUUGCACAAAUUAUGACAAACACUAUUCAGAAGAGAUUCAAGGUCUCUUCAACUCAACUCUUGUAUCAAUCCAGCCCCUACCAAGCAUUGACCCUAUUCAUAAUUGGUCCAUUUCUUGAUGGGCUCCUGACCAACCAGAAUGUUUUUGCUUUCAAUUACACACCUCAAGUUCUGGUUUUCAUUGUACUGUCAUGCCUGAUAUCUGUCUCUGUCAACUUCAGCACAUUUCUGGUUAUUGGAAAGACAUCUCCUGUGACGUAUCAAGUCUUGGGUCAUCUGAAAACUUGUCUGGUAUUGGCAUUUGGUUAUGUUUUACUUCAUGACCCAUUUAGCUGGAGAAAUAUACUUGGAAUUCUAAUCGCAGUAGUUGGAAUGAUCCUGUAUUCUUACUUCUGCUUGAUUGAGAACCAGCAAAAGGCUGCAGAAGCAUCUGCUCAGUUACCGCAGGUGAAGGAAACUGAGUCCGAUCCUCUACUCAACGUGGAAAAUGGAACCAGUAUUGCUGAUGGUGGAGUCGUCCUCAAAGCCCCAGUAUGGAGCUCAAACAAGGAUUUGGAAGCAUGAACUCUUUGAUCAUACCUGCAAGUUAAUUUUUUAUUGAAGGCCAGGAUGCUGAAGGUGGUUGGAGGAAGGACCUCUGUCUAUGAAUUACAAGUCUUGAGAACUUGGUAGAGCUGGAUGACAUAUCUUUGUUUCCCGUAGAAUUUUUUGUUAUUUUGUGAAUUAAUUGUGCGGAGUAUUGAUUCUUGUUAGAGGUAUAUGUUCUUGUGGUCUACUUAUAUCCAAAUUUGCUGUCGCACAGAUAUAGAGAGCCUCUUGAUGGAAGCCUCAUAUGUUCUUAUUUGAAAACUGAGUUUUUUAAUAUUUGAACAUUAAUCAAUUGUAAUGUACAGAAGGAAGCACGUCAUUCAAGCAUGCAUUAUAUUUCCAAAAA
Elaeis guineensis (African oil palm) is the source of this 1826-nucleotide messenger RNA. Its product is annotated as UDP-xylose transporter 3. Lineage: Eukaryota; Viridiplantae; Streptophyta; Magnoliopsida; Arecales; Arecaceae. The record is from RefSeq and is a predicted model, not a curated record.